AUGUUCGAUGCUACGGAAAAAGUGCAGAUCAAUUCAGGAAACAUCUCAGCCAAUGGUGAUCAAAAAAGGAUGACGGAUAAGAGUAAAGCGAUUAGCUACCAAUCAAAUGGACCACAAACACACAUCAACACCAAUUAUCCAGGAUAUAGCGGACACACACCUUCAACAAAAGAAUCCAAUUCUGAAAGUACCGUUUAUGUAUGGACAUUGGCUUUCUUUGCUGCCAUUGGGGGUUUUCUGUUUGGCUACGACACUGGAGUAGUGUCUGGGGCAAUGCUUCUGAUAAAAAAGGAAUUCGGUCUGUCGUCACUCUGGCAAGAGCUUAUAGUCAGUAUUACCAUAGGCGGCGCCUUUCUGGCAGCUCUAGUGGGAGGGUUCCUGAAUGACUUGAUAGGUAGAAAGAAAAUGACAAUCGUGGCAAGUUUUGUGUGUUUUGCAUCAAUGACAGUACCUGUUUACAUUGCCGAAAGCGCCCCCUUUCAUCUGCGUGGUCGCCUAGUAACAAUAAACAACAUGUUCAUAACGGGAGGUCAGCUGGUGGCUAGCCUUGUGGACGGAGCCUUCAGUUACAUGGAACACAAUGGAUGGAGGUACAUGCUCGGACUGGCUGCAGUCCCCUCCGUUGUUCAAUUGAUAGGCUUCAUCUUUCUACCGGAAAGCCCGAGAUGGCUAAUGAAGAAAGGGCUAGAACAGCGGGCCAGGAAUGUCCUAGUCAAAAUGAGAGGUACUACCGACGUUGAAGAGGAGAUGGAUGAAAUGAAGAUCGAAUUUGAACAGGAAAAAGCUAACGUCAAUAAAAAUGGUAUCGUAUUCAUUAGAAUACUGAAGACACCGCCAGUACGAAGGGCCCUUAUCGUUGGAUGCAGCCUACAACUGUUUCAACAGCUCUGUGGCAUCAACACUGUCAUGUACUACAGCGCCACUAUAAUCAAGAUGGCCGGCAUAAAUAACGACACAACGGCGAUUUGGCUAGCAGCGCUCACAGCGGGCAUCAACUUCCUCUUUACCUUGGUCGGUGUCUGGUUGGUUGAACGAUUGGGUCGAAGGAAACUCCUUCUCCUUAGCUUGUUUGGCACGAUGCUGAGUUUAGUUGUCCUGGCAGUAUCAUUUCAGCUGGCAGCUUUCAACUCUCCAGAAAUAACUACGUUCGAUCAUUCAACCAAUGCCACAGAAUGUUCAUCGUACAGGUGGUGCGAAGACUGCAUAGAAAACUCUGGUUGUGGGUUUUGUUUUACUGGUAGUGUUGGCUCUACAAAUGGGUCAUGUCUGGUCGUUGAUCCGGCAGACGACGAAAGAUCCAAGGAUGGUACAUGUGGGAACGCUACACUUCCCGCAGGUUUCACCUGGUCACAUAACUAUUGUCCCACAUCGUACUCCUGGAUGGCCAUACUCGGACUUGCACUUUACCUCAUGUGUUUUGCUCCAGGGAUGGGUCCUAUGCCGUGGACAAUCAACUCGGAGAUCCACCCUCUGUGGGCCAGGUCCACGGGCAACGCGCUGUCUGCAGCAACUAACUGGGUGUUUAACCUUUUGGUGUCCAUGACCUUUCUCACCAUGACAGAGACGAUUACUAAAUACGGUACCUACUGGCUGUUUGUGGGGAUCUCUGUGGUGGGACUGGUGUUUUUUCUAGUGUUUUUACCAGAAACCAAGGGAAGCAAACUGGAAGAUGUAGAAGAGCUGUUCUCUCGCCCCUGGUCCAGCUGCUGCUCCACUUCAGAGGAUGUAUCUGUUGCAGAAAAGUCGACGAGCAAACCCAUUUCUGAAAAAUUCUAA
Candidula unifasciata is the source of this 1776-nucleotide messenger RNA. The record is from the annotation of a GenBank genome assembly. Lineage: Eukaryota; Metazoa; Mollusca; Gastropoda; Stylommatophora; Geomitridae.